This is a messenger RNA of Limanda limanda (common dab), 1064 nucleotides long. RefSeq names its product coenzyme Q-binding protein COQ10 homolog, mitochondrial. NCBI's taxonomy places the organism in Eukaryota, Metazoa, Chordata, Actinopteri, Pleuronectiformes, Pleuronectidae. Gene Ontology annotation, biological process: cellular respiration; ubiquinone biosynthetic process. The transcript is spliced from 5 exons. Gene Ontology annotation, cellular component: mitochondrion. The record is from RefSeq and is a predicted model, not a curated record. Bases 89 to 793 code for a protein of 234 amino acids. Gene Ontology annotation, molecular function: ubiquinone binding.
CACACACACACACACACACACACACACACACAUCACCACCGUCGUCACGGCAGAGAAGCUCCAGUAGAUCUGAAUUUAAAACUUCACCAUGACCAACAAAACCAGUGCUCUGCUGUUGAAGCCGCUGCUGGAGCUGUGCGGAUCCCAUUCUACUAAAGCUGUGCGAGGAAACACGAGAAGAGCAAACUUCAGACACAUGGGCUCCUGUGGGGCCCUGGUAGUCAGGAGGACCAGCCUGCCCCUCUGCCACGCCACCUCCAUCAGCAUACCCAGCCGCAGCUUCAUCAACCUGGCUCUUCCUAUCAGCACCAGCAGGAUGGAGUACGCCGAGUGCCGGACAUUAGCGUAUUCUCCAGAGCAGAUGUUCAACGUGGUGGCCAGAGUGGAUCAGUACCAGUACUUUGUUCCCUGGUGCAAGAAGUCUCGGGUGAUGAAGGGUCGAAGCGGAAAUGUGCGGGCUGAGCUCGAAAUCGGUUUCCCCCCCAUCGUGGAUCGCUACACCUCUGAGGUCACGGUCGUCCCAAACCACCAAGUCCGGGCUGUGUGCACUGAUGGGUCCCUCUUCAGCCAUCUUGAAACAAUAUGGAGGUUGGCCCCCGGAACCAAAGACCUACCAGACUCCUGCAAAGUGGAUUUCUACGUGUCGUUUGAGUUCAAGUCCCUUCUGCACUCUCAGCUGGCCAGCGUGUUCUUUGACGAGGUGGCGAAGCAGAUGGUCGGAGCUUUUGAGCGCCGGGCGGCAUUGCUUUAUAGGAACCAGCAGGAGGCGUCACAGAGGAGGCGGUCUACAUGAGAAAACCCUCUUUCACCUCUCCCUCCAUCCACAUCCACAUGGACCUUUGACCCACGCCCUGCCAGCCGGCUGCACUCACCUACUUCCAACACUUGUCUCACACAGGAGACUGGAUCUUCUUUUUGCACUCACUCAUAUCUCUCUCUUGAGUUGACAUGCACAAGAAAUAUACUUAAACAUAUUUAUUUAUAAGCCACAAGCUAUCUCAUUAACCUUCUUGUAUGUAUUGGAAUAUUUAUUGUACAGCUAGGAAUAAAUGAAUUGUUUCAAA